UCUGUUCCCGCGCGAACAUUAAAUCUUUUCCCCUGGUUUAUUUAGUUAUUAUUACUCUUAUUAUUCUUGAAAACGCCAUUUUGAAAUUUCAGUCAUAUGUGUAACGUGUACGUUGAUGUGUUAGUGCCUUAGUUGGCCAAAUUUUUCAAGUAGCUGUGCACCCAUAGAAGCAUGGCUAUUCUACACCAGAGUGAUGCUGGCUAUUUUGUGUGCCAUCGUAGUCUGUCAGAAGAAAUGUGUGGAAGGCCAUACCUUCGUAGUUUGUUUGAUAUACGCACUCCUUUUCUGAAAGACCAAGAAGCUAUGUCAGUGGCCCAAGAAAUGGCAAGUGGUGUGCCCAAAAGGAGAAAGCGUAAGAAAAACCAUGAAGUUAAACAGUUACCCCUUGAAGAAUCAAAAGUUUUAGAUUUCUUAUCUGAGUUAUCAAAGUUUUUUCAGCCAUCACCGUCACCACUAGAUUUUGCUGCAAAUAAUAAACCUGUUCGUGAUCUAGUGACUCAGUUUCUGUCUUCAGCAUCUGGCUCGAAAAUCCAAGAUCUCAAUCUUGAAAUGAGUUACUUCAACUCAUCAGAAUGUGUGAUAGAGAAGGAAAUAAAUGGUGAAACUUUUAUCCUUCCUCCUCAUAGCCAGUUUUACAAGCAUGACAUCACUUAUCUGGAUACCCUCAAAACAAAAUCUGGCUGUACGUUUUCUCUAAUUGUCAUGGAUCCCCCUUGGACGAACCGGUUCGUGAAGCGCAAGAGAAAAUCUGGCAGUGUAAACUGUUAUCAGUCGAUGGAUAACGACAUUUUGGCUACUUUACCUAUUGCCGACCUUUGCACUGAAGGUGCUUUAGUGGCUAUAUGGUGCACCAAUUCGAAGACACAUCUGGACUAUCUUACUAGUACCUUACUACCACUCUGGAAACUAACCUAUAUUGCUACCUGGUUUUGGAUCAAAGUUACGGUCUCUGGCAAAUUUGUAUGUGAAUGGAACGGACCCAGCGGCAAACAUCCUUUUGAAAGGGUCAUUUUGGCACGUAAAAUGCAUUCCGUUAAAGGAUUAACAAGCGUGCCAAUUCCGGAUAGACAAAUAUUUGUUUCCAUACCUUGUGCCAUACAUUCGUUCAAACCACCUCUUCAAAAGUUGCUCCAACCGUUUCUCGAAGGAAAUGGUCAGACAUUAGAAUUAUUUGCGCGUUCCCUUUUGCCGGAAACUGUUAGCUUAGGAAAUCAGUUGCCGCUUUUGCAACACAUUAGCUUAUUUGAAGAGAGAGAACGGAACGUUUAAUCGUUUUUCAAGAUAAGCUUUUCAUAAUCUUUUUUUUGUUUUACCAUACUAAAACAUGUUUUGUUUUUUUGUAUUGUUAAGCAAACUUGACACACUUUCCUAAUGUUUAAAAAGCGAAUUCUGAAACUGAAUCAUUAGUGAUAACUGGAGCACUUUUCUUUCUUCUAAUUAAUUUUCCUUUCUUUCCUGAUUGGCUUUGCUAAACGAACGAUCCAAGCAGUCUUAAAAGAAAAAUGUCACGAGGUUGGCAAACAUUCGUCACUUGCUGUCACCAGUAAUCUCUAUGAACUAUUGAAUCAUCGAUCCAUUGAAAAAAUGUUGAAAAAAUGUGUUGAUAGAAUGCGACGUGACAAAUCGAAAAAUUUCCACAUUGAAACCUUGUGAUGAUAGAUACUGUCACCCAUUGUAGUUUCCCACCAUAACCUAUUACCAAACAACCAAUAGAUAUAAAGGGCAAGUGAAAGGUUAAAGGUUUUCUUAUUGUCGCCACGACAAUUGCCUCAUUUCUGACCAUUUUCUCGAAAUCCUUCUAACUUUAUAAAGUUUAUCAUUAAACCACGUUCAAUGAUUUCUCUGGUUAAAUCCCUUAAGACUUUCCUGAUAUAAGAAUGAUUGCGUUAAAAGCUUAUGGGAUUGGAGUCAACGGAUUGAACUUACAAGAUCCAUACUUGUUUUUGUCCGCUAGCGUUAAAGCUUAUUAUUUUAAGUUCAAAAUCCCUGUAUUGUAACCGAUUGAUUUAUGGCCUAAUAUUCACGGCGAUAAAAUAGUUGACGUAUGACAACGCUAGAGACAAAGCUUAUUUGUACUAAUAUUAUCUGUUUGUAGUAGAGUGAAAAUUAUAGAUCAAAGCUACAUUCAGAAAAAUAAACGUGCCAUAUCUUUUA
Daphnia carinata is the source of this 2154-nucleotide messenger RNA. RefSeq names its product N(6)-adenine-specific methyltransferase METTL4-like (gene Mettl4). The record is from RefSeq and is a predicted model, not a curated record. The transcript is spliced from 2 exons. Gene Ontology annotation, cellular component: RNA N6-methyladenosine methyltransferase complex; nucleus. NCBI's taxonomy places the organism in Eukaryota, Metazoa, Arthropoda, Branchiopoda, Diplostraca, Daphniidae. Bases 172 to 1269 code for a protein of 365 amino acids. Gene Ontology annotation, molecular function: S-adenosylmethionine-dependent methyltransferase activity.